Messenger RNA from Magnusiomyces paraingens, 1380 nucleotides. RefSeq lists its product as uncharacterized. Gene Ontology annotation, biological process: D-xylose metabolic process. The transcript has a single exon. The record is from RefSeq and is a predicted model, not a curated record. Gene Ontology annotation, cellular component: cytoplasm. Gene Ontology annotation, molecular function: NAD+ binding; UDP-glucuronate decarboxylase activity. Lineage: Eukaryota; Fungi; Ascomycota; Dipodascomycetes; Dipodascales; Dipodascaceae. The coding region runs from base 1 to 1380 and encodes 459 amino acids.
AUGGCCUCACAGAAUCUUAAAAGUCCUGUUGUUGCUGCUGCUGCUGCUGCUUCCGCUUCUGCUCAAACUAUUCCCUCGUCCACAAUCUCAACAACCACGCCAUCUUCAAUUUCCCUAAUCUCCCCUUCUGAUCCACCCAAUCAUUCAUUUCCACCACCACCAGCCCUCUCUACAUCUUCCUCCUCUACCUCUACCUCUACCUCUACAUCCUACUCAGUAUCUGCUCCGCCAAGUAACGUCAACGUCAAAGUCUCGCUCACAAAAACUUACUCGGGUACGUCCGAGCGGGAGCUUCUCCACAUGGCCUCGGACAUUUCUUACGCAGACCUUAAACGUCUCUACACGCUCAACCCAUUAGCAUCCUCAACAACCACAGCCAAGUAUCCUGCGGUGCGAGCUCUCAACCCGUUUCAGAAAAAACGUAUUCUCGUGACGGGCGGUGCCGGGUUUGUUGGAUCCCACUUGGUGGACCGGCUCAUGCUCAUGGGCCAUGACGUGCUUUGCAUUGAUAAUUACUUUACCGGGCAUAAAGCUAACGUUGCCCAGUGGAUCGGUCACCCAAACUUUGAACUCAUUCGCCACGACGUAAUUGAUCCCAUUAUGCUUGAAGUCGAUCAGAUUUAUCACCUCGCUUGUCCUGCAUCGCCUGUCCACUACCAGUCAAAUCCUGUCAAAACUCUCAAAACAGGGUUUCUGGGGACUUACAAUAUGCUGGGACUUGCCAAAAGAGUCAAGGCCCGAAUUUUAAUUGCAUCAACCUCGGAAAUUUACGGUGACCCUCUCGAACAUCCACAGCGUGAGUCCUACUGGGGUAAUGUCAAUAUUCAAGGUCCUCGGGCGUGUUAUGACGAAAGCAAGCGUGUGGGUGAGACUCUGGCAUAUUCAUACAUGAUGCAAGAACAGGUGGAUGUUCGUGUAGCGCGUAUCUUUAAUACCUAUGGGCCUCGCAUGAAUUGGAAUGAUGGCCGGGUGGUUUCCAAUUUCAUUUUGCAGGCCUUGAAAAAUGAAGACUUGACAGUUUAUGGACCAGGAGACUCUACCCGGUCUUUCCAGUACGUGAUUGAUUUGGUGGACGGUUUGAUUGAACUCAUGAAUUGUGAGGAACCCACGGCCUCGGAGCCUGUCAAUAUCGGCAACCCUGAAGAGUACACCAUUUCUCAAUUUGCACAAAUAACAAUUGACCUUGUCAAGGCUGUCACAGGCAAAUGUGACUCACGUAUCGUUUAUCUGGACCCCCUAGUUGAUGACCCACACCGUCGGAGGCCAGAUACGACCCGUGCACGAGAAUUACUUGGUUGGCGGCCCAAGUGGUCAGUGGACCGAGGGAUGCGUGAAACAAUUGAGUAUUUCAAGUGGCAAGUGGAAAUUAUGUCUAGUUAG